AUGAAGUUGGCUGAGAGGAAGGAAGGAACAGUAAGGAUCAAGAGAAACACUCGUCGAAUCAAGUAUAUUACUGACCAUCGGUACGGCCCCGACUCCUUUGCCCGCAUCCGACAUGAUAUGAAUCAGAUAAAGCUGGUGGCAACCGGCACUUAUCGGCCGAUCAAUCACCGGACGGCCAUGCUGCCAUGCUGCCACAAUGCCGAUCCCCGGACCCGUCGAUGCCAUGACGCCCGUGGACGGGAUACGAUGGUUGGAACACUGGAUGCUGUGCUAACGAUAAACAGAGAAAGAUCUUCAGCGCUCAGACGUUCCAGAUUCUGCGCGGUCGAAACGAUGGUAGACGUGGUGGAUGGUGGUGAUGGUGGAUGAGAUGUGCUUGCCCAACUCGACAGUUCGUU
Molecule: messenger RNA, 398 nt
Organism: Neurospora crassa OR74A
Lineage: Eukaryota; Fungi; Ascomycota; Sordariomycetes; Sordariales; Sordariaceae
Exons: 2
Coding region: 1-369 (122 amino acids)
Source: RefSeq, a predicted model, not a curated record